AUGGCGACUCAAGCUUUUUCAUCAGGCAAUACAAAUGCGCAGAGUCUCUGGGAUCAAGCAUUCAACUCCCUCAGCGCAGAUCUCAAGACAUCACUCGGCCAGGCUGCGACACACAAGCGCGACAUUCUAGCCGCCGCCCUCGAAGCAGCGGAGACACGUAAAGCCACUAGCCUCCGCAAACGCUGGAAGUUCAAGCUCUCAAAUGGACAAGUCGUGAUUAUCCGAGAUGUUCUUGAAAAGAUUGCUAAAUGGAUCGACUCCUUCAAAGCGGUUGGCGAUGCGGCUGUGCAGUUUGAUGCCAGCAACGCUUCGCUGCCCUGGGCCGCUGUCAGAAUGCUUCUUCAAGUCACAGUCAACGAUGUCCAACAGUACGGGGCCAUGGUUCAGGACCUCGAGCUGGUGUCUCGGGUCAUUGCGCGAUACAAGGAGUUUGAGAAUCUGCAUCUUGGCCGAGGUCAAUCCGCUGAGGCUGCGCUUGAAACAGCCCUCACGGUUCUCUAUGCAGAAGUCUUGACAUAUCUGGCACAAACUAUUGCCUUCUUUUCACAAUCAACUGCAGGCAUGUUUAGUGUCUUUUGGACGGGUGAUGAUGGAAUACAAAAGAUUUUAUCCCGGGAAGACGAGGUUCUCAAACUAGCCAAGCUUCAGGAUACUUCAGACCUACGCUUUAUCCAAAAGACAGUUCUUCGCCUCAGAGAUCAAAUCAACUGUAACACCAAGCGUGUCGAAGAGGACGAUUAUACAAAGAUGAUAUGCUGGAUGUCCACGUCGCCAUUUUCAAUUCACCACGAGACCAUAUCUGAGUCAAGAACGCCAAACUUCGGCCAGUGGCUUCUGCAGCAUGAGGCUUACAGACACUGGUGCGAGUCCAGCUCUUCAUCGACUCUCUGGAUUCGUGGGAUCACGGGUUCCGGCAAGACCAAUCUUUUCUCGGUGAUAGUCGAUUCGUUGCGGGCAACCCGGGCUUCGCAGCCAGAAUCGACACCCUUUGCAUACUUUUACUGUAUCGAAAGCGAUUCCGAGCCUGAGAGAUCGUCAGCAGAUGGGAUCCUCCGUAGCAUUCUGCGUCAACUCGCGAUUACAGAAACCCAAAGUGAUGUUCGCGACUUUUUCUAUUCCGACUUCCAGCGCCGCUCGAAAUCAGCUCUCCUUCAGGGACUGGAUCUUCCGAAAUUGAGUAGGAAGGAGUGUGUGGAUCGCAUCGUUCAAGUUGCCAAUGAAGACCCCAUUACAAUAUUACUCGAUGGUGUCGAGCAGGUUGAAGAUGAGAGUUGUGAUGCUCUCUUGCAGUCUUUAUCUGACAUCAUGUCAAAGGCUGAGAACGUCGUCAAGGUGUUAGUCACAAGCAGGAAUAGUCUUGAUAUCCUCUCAUCACUACCGACUGCGAAGGAGGUUAUUGUGACGGCUGACCAUGUUCACGAUGAUAUGGCUAAGUUGAUUACUCAGAAGAUUGACGACGCCAAACUCAUCAGUGGAAGACUCUCUCCGGAUAGAAGAAGCGGCUUGAUAAAGGAGCUGCUAGAGGGCGCAGGCGAAAUGUUUUUAUGGGUUCAUCGGCAAAUACAGCAGCUUCGCAAGGUCAAGAACGAACAUGAUUUGCUUCCGGCUCUGCGGUCCAACAUUCUAUCUGAUCUCGACAAGCUUUACGAAAACGACCUUGGACAAAUCUUACAAUCAGGAGAAAAGUCGCGCCAACUGGCCAUUCAUACAUUCUCCUGGCUGCUAUACAUGAAAGCGCCAUUGACCCCUGAGGCGUUGUUAGCAGCUAUCAGUGCCUCAAGCACAGGGGAUGUCCCUUGCACGGCGGCGGACAUAGCUGUUGUAUGCUCGAACUUGGUGGUCAUAGACCUCCAUCGCCAAGUUGUCCGACUCGCUCAUCAUUCAGUCAGAGAGUUUAUCCUCCGUAGUAAACAGUCUUUGUUCUCCGCUCCCAUAGCUCACAGUUUGCUAGCAUCGACCUGCAUAAAGGUCAGCGCCCGUGGUGCGCCUGACAAUGGAAGCCUGGAACAACAGGUUCAAGGCUUUUUCUUGUAUGCCGCGACGCACUGGGCAGGCCACUUUGAGAGUUCAAGGGUUGUCAAGAAGGAGGACAAGCUAUUUCAAGAAAUGAUCUCAUUCGUCUUUGAGGACGAGGACUAUGAUGUCAGCCUUUCCUUCGAAGUCUGGCUAGAUACUGCGAAGGAGAUUGCACAACUGCUGCCGAGGAAUCACCCAAUGAAGCCGGCUCUUGAUGCCGUGUCAAACGCAACAUCGUCUCCUCUCUUCCUAGCAGCUGUCUUUGGUAUAAACGGCCUGCUGACUCUUAUUGCAGAGUCGGAGAAUGAUAUAGACCGGGACCAACGAAACGACCUUGGGCACACGGCACUCUACCUCGCCGUUGCGACUGGCCAUCUCUCCACUGUGACAGCUCUGAUCUGGAAGGGUGCAGAGCUGAACGUCGAAUGUGGUGCAUAUGGAAGUCCGUUGCAUGUUGCGUGUUUCAGAGGAUAUCAAGACAUCGUAGAGAAGCUGCUUGAACACGGUGCGUCUUCAAAGUGUGGUUCGAAGUUUCAGAGUGCCAUCCAAGCUGCAUCUCAAGGAGGGCAUGAAGAUAUUGUACUCUCUCUCAUUGGGCAUGAUGCCAUUAUUAAAUCUGGGGAUGACUACGAGCAAGCCAUACAGAUGGCAAUAGAGUAUGGCUUCAUCAAGGUCAUCGACCAACUACAAAAGCCAGAGUUCAAGCGCUUUGCCGACAAGGAUACACCAGACAAACACAAAAUGAGGUUAGCCAAAGCUAUCAAAGCCGGCCAGCUAUUUGUGCUACAACGCCAGCUUUUGAAAGCAUCACCUGGAGCUACAGACCCUUUCCCAAAAGACGCAGUUGCAAUCGCGGCUCUCUAUGGUCAUACAGAUAUCGUCAAGUAUCUCCUGGAACAAGGUCUUCAUAUUGAAGCCGAAGGUCAGUUCGGCACGCCACUCCGUUCUGCUUGCUUGAUGAACCACAAAUACACCGUCCAAGAGCUACUGCAGCGCGGUGCCAAUGUCGGUACAGAAGAAAGGAAAGGCAAUGCACUUUAUGUUGCCGCUGCGAAAGGCCAUGUCGAUGUUGUCAGGAUACUACUGGAUGAAGGUGCGGAUGUUCACCAGAAAACGGGGCCUUCUGGUACUGCGUUGCAGGCGGCAGCGUACUACGGACACAGAAAGGUUGUCGAGAUGCUUCUUGAUGCCGGUGCAGAUGUCCAUGCUGAAGGUUCAUCUCCAGAUGCGUUCCAUGCCGCUGCUGAGGGUGGUCACCAAAGUAUCAUUAUGUUUUUUCUGGAACGAGGCUACAGAUUCCUCUACGAGCCGCCGAGUCCCAAGUACAGGAGAGCUCGACCCUCGCCAUACAGGCCACUUUAUCGGGAGGCUUCUCCUGGAAGAGAUAAGCAUCCUCGCUCUAAACUGUGGCCGGAACUUUACAAGCAGACAACUGGCACGACCGAAUCUGUCGCUGAUGGAGAUGCCCGUGACAACAUCACCCGAAUCGAGCAUGAUGAUGAAAUGGAUAUACCCGCUAUGGAUCAAGGAAAGCAUCUCCGUAACGGUGGAAUUAUGCAAGAUGAGUCUCUGAAGAACCGCCCUCUGGAAGUUAGUGCUGCUGGAGGAAACGACGCAGUUGUCAAGAUACUACUAGAGCAAAAAGAAACUUUAGGAUUCAUGGAUUAUGAGGUUGUUACUGCUCUCAAGGCAGCUGCGUCCAAUGGACACUUGAACACCGUUCGGAUGCUGCUCGACCAUGCCCUGAAAAUGAAAGUUCACUUUAUUGAACGUAUCUAUGCAACUUUGGAGAACAUACCAGAAGGGCGUCACGAUAUGUUGCAGCUUACUCUCGCGAAAGCCGCUGAGAGUGGCUGUACGGAGGAACAGAUUGAUCAGCUGAGGCUGAAACUUCCACCAGGAGAAGAAAAGUACAAAGUCGCCGUCAUUGAGCAACAAGCUCUGAAGGCAGAUCUUCUGGCAUGCUGUACCUCCGGAAAUGUAGCUGUUUUGGAGGCCAUCAUGAGUUGCAAACACCAACCGCUACUGCAAGCCAACGACCUCCUGGAAUUUCUACAGAAAGCUGCAGAGAGGGGCCGCCUCUGGGUAAUCAAGAGCUUGUUCAAGCUUAGUUCUGAUGUGCAAGGCGCCGCCAUUCCUGACGACACACUGGUAUGCGCUGCUGGAAAAGAUCUUGAGAUUUUGAAGUUUCUCCUAUCUCAAAAGAUCGAUGUGUCUCGUUCCGAACUCCUCCUGAGCCGAUUGGUCUAUGCUGCUUGUAGCAAGGGACAGUCUGAAAUCAUCGAGUAUCUCGUAUCCGACUUCGGUGUCGAUAUCAAUGCCAAUAUUCCUGAAGACGAGAAGCCCAGGCGUCGUAGACGUAUCAGGCAGUCUAUCCACGCCAGCCUUAUGAAUGCUCCUCUAACUACCACUGAUCAAGCAGAUGGUUCGAAAUCGACUGACGACCGUCGUCUUUUCAGUCCUUUACAGGUCUGCCUGAGCGCUUUUGAUAUCUCUGAGCGGUCUUACUAUGCGAGUUGGUAUAUAGAUGACACAAUGCCUCAGCAGCAGAGAUCUAUACAAACACUACUGAGACUAGGGGCCGAUCCGAAUAGUCUAGGCGGAAAGAAUGUGUAUCCUCUUCCGUACGCAGCAAGAUUCUGCCCAGGUUUUGUGGUAAAGGAGCUGCUUGCAGCUGGAGCAAAUGUCAAACUUGCAGAUCAAGGAGAUCUAGCUCUUUUGGGAACAGUUCAGAGAGAAAUGGAAGCCAUGGCGGUUUUGACCAUGCUAUUGGAUUGUGGCUACCAUCUUCCCGACUAUUGUGAUGGAGGUAAGGCGCUUCUAGAUAAAGCUCUCGCGUUAUUUGAAGGUGAUAGAGGGCGACAGACUUUCCAUAGCAUUGUUGAUGACCCUGAUGGUCGCUUUUUAGAGGCCCCGUCUUUGGAGUAUGUCUUUGAACAAGGGCCAGGGGCGGUACUCGAGUUCCUUUUACAGAACUAUGACACAGGCAAGCUGGAAGACACAAGAUAUGGGCUAGUUCUCCAGAUGACUUGCGCACUGGGCAAUGCUCCUCUCGUUGAGUUGCUCUUAUCUCGGGGAGUCAGUGUUGACGCUGCUGGAUACUACUAUGGAAGUUCUCUACAGGCUGCAGCACGUACUGGCCAGCUACAGAUUGUCAAGAGUCUGUUGAACAAGGGAGCCAACCCGAAUUUGAUACAGGGCCGUUGGCACACAUCCCUGCGCGCAGCGAUUGUACGUGGUCACAUCGAAAUCGUGCAGCUUCUGCUUCAAUAUGGCGCAGAUCCCAAGGUGAAGUACCAAACUAGCCGACAGUCAGAGAACGAAAGAGAUUCAGCAUCAUCGAGCACUCUUCAGCUUGCUCUUCAGGAGGGGCAUGGGGAGAUAGCAAGACUACUUCUCAAAACUGACCCUUCACUGAUCAAAGAAGAGGGUCGCCUCCAACAUCCCCUCAUCAUAAGCUGUCGAGCAGGAGACCACGCCAUGACAGAGCUGCUACUCGAAGCCAAUGCUUCGGUCAAUGUUCGAGGCCGUAAGGACGCUAAAAUGGUAAGUAUGGAGGCUCAAGAUGCGAGCCCUUUGCAUGCCUCGAUUUUUGGAGGCCACAUCGACGUCGUCCAAACGCUUUUGUCGAGAGGGGCUGAUAUCAACCUGGAAGUUGACGACUGUGACUGCCGAACACCAUUCUUGGCAGCGAUUAAACGAGGGGAUUUGUGUAUUGUGAGACUGCUUCUUGACUCUGGCGCAAAAGUCAACAGUUUGAGUCUUCAGGAAGCCUGCAGAAGUGGAGAUCUUCUUGUGGUUGGGGUACUUGUUGAACGGCUGUUCAAAGACGAGGAGGGUUCAUUUGAGAUCAUCGACGAAACACUGGACUCCCUGACGAUGGAAAAAUUCGCUAACUACAGAGCUCUCGACCUGUUACUUGACUAUGUGCCUCCAACUCCCAGAAGGUUUCUCUUCGUCUGUUCCUCAAGUUCUGUUCCUCUGGUAAGGAGAAUGAUUCAAAAAGGGAUGGGUGUCGAUGGCAGUGACCAGGAGGAAGAUAGCCCUUUGCAAAUAGCUUGCUACUACUUGAACUUUGAAGUGGUACGGCUACUCUUACAACGCGGCGCAAGUGUACGGCCAAGAUCAUCGCAACCCGGAGACCCAAUUACCUUGGCGUUAUGGGCUUGCGCUUUACCCCUGCAGCAGGAAAUGGAACAACGAGGGACAAGACAUCAGAAAUAUUACGCUGAAGGUGUGGACUACCGAACGACACAGAGAUGUACCAACAUUGUUCGGAUCUUACUUGAACGCGGCGCCACUGCUGAUGGUGGAACGGAUGGAUUGGAGAGUCCACUUCAACUAGCUUCCUUCAUUGGCAACUUCGAACUUUCCAAGCUUUUGAUCACACACGGAGCCAGUGUAGAUAAAAUCACUGGAAGCUUCAAGACUCCCCUUUUUUCGGCUUUACAGGGGAAUAACAGUGACAUCAUAUCACUGAUUCUGGAAAAGGGGGUCGACGUCAACUACGUUCAUCCAAUUCAUGGUUCAGCAUUACACUUGGCCUGUCAGUACAAUGAUGAGUCACUUGUUCUCCAGUUGCUUCAGCAUGGCGCCUCACCUGCUUUGAAAAACGCAAACGGAGUCACAGCUCUUACGUUGGCCCUCGAGUCUGCAGCUUCUCGUGGCGGUUAUGGCGCAUUCCAGAAUAUACCCCGACUCAUUUGUCAACACUCGGCAACGCUCGAUAUCACAGAUAGCGACAUCAUAGCUGCAGCUCGGCUAGAGCCCAGUGACUUACUGUCUUUCCUCCUUGUCCGGAGAGGAGAAGAACCAGUGACAGAAGAUCUCGUCAUUCGUUUCCUCAGCGAAGAGAGAUGUCCAAUCCAGGAAAACGUGGAGGUUCUAUUUGAUCAUAGUCGGGGAUUGGAAAUAACUUCACAGAUGCUGAAUGUUGGGCUCUCUGAACAGGCUUUCAGAAGUCUAACACAGGCUCGCAAGCUUUCAGUUGACAUCACUCCCGUUAUGCUCGAAUCUCAAACAGAUAUCGGAACCCUGAAAGCACUCAUGAGGUACCAGCCCGGCAUCGAAGUAACGGAGGGCCUCGUGAUUAAAAUACUUUCAAUUGCACACGCGUCGCGUUACAGCCGAUGGUGGCAACGGGAAGAGUGUACCGAGCUUCUCUUGUCAAUCUGGCCUCGAGACUUGCCAUUGUCAGUGACUAACGCCAUGCUGAAAGCGGCAAGGUUGGUGCCCCAUCUGGAGAUCUUACUCGAGCGCCUUGGUCCAGCCCAAGGAAAGUUACAAGAUGUCGCGAUGUGGAUUUGCGAACAGGGCACUGAUUAUUCCGGCAAGCAAGAGAACUUGUUGGCACUGGUUUUGCAGGCUGACCCAAAAGUUGACCUCUCCACAAGUCCCCUUGAAAAAAUAAUGCUCGGUGGCAAGCCUUGGAUGUUGGAUACAGUCUUGACGCAUACGCCUUCCCUUCCAAUCACAGAGAAAUUAUUUCUCAGCAUCUUCAGAGAGUACCCAGAAGCUCUAGAGGUAACGCGUAAGGAAUUUGCGGAAGUACUUAUAAGGCACAAGAAGAAAUUUGUUUUCACAGAGAAAAUUCGCGAAGCUAUUGAUAGGGCAUAUCAAAAGCAUUCCGAUAUUGACAAGAGAGACAUAUGGUACAGUCUGAGGGAAAGGGAUGAAACUCAGGAGGAAGCUGAGGCCAGGCAGGCUCAGGAAAAUGAUGCAAACAAGAGCGACGAUCACGUUUCCCCAUGA
Molecule: messenger RNA, 7767 nt
Organism: Fusarium subglutinans
Lineage: Eukaryota; Fungi; Ascomycota; Sordariomycetes; Hypocreales; Nectriaceae
Product: ankyrin 1
Exons: 3
Coding region: 1-7767 (2588 amino acids)
Molecular function (GO): protein binding
Source: RefSeq, a predicted model, not a curated record